AUGGCCACGUCCACUGCUUUUAAUGCGGCAAACCAUGGCCUCCAAAUCGGAAACAACUCGGGUUCCAUCACAGCAGAAUUCCAUGUGGCGCGGGCGUACACCACCGAAGACAUUGAUCGAAUUUGUCUCCAUGCUCUGCGCUGCCCGGACUCACUGGCUGUGAAGAAUCGCCUGAAAGAGAGCAAGGACAGGUUGGUUUACCAAUCCAUUCAGUGGAUUCUUGAAGAUGCGCAGUACAAAGAUUGGGAAAAUGGGGAUGACGUCGGCCUGCUUUGGAUCAAGGGAGGCGCUGGGAAGGGGAAGACCAUGUUGUCAAUCGGUCUGAUCGAACAGCUUGCCCGUGCGCAGGAUGACUCCACCGUGGUGAUUUAUUCUUUCUGCCAGAAUGCCGACUACGAGCUCAAUACAUUGGAAGCCAUUCUCAAGGGGUUGAUUCUGCAGCUGGCGAAUCGGCAACCAGAGCUGAAAGAAUCGCUCCGUCGCCGGUGGGACACUAUACAGGAGUCUUUCAGCGAGGAUGUAACCUCGUGGCAAUCGUUGUGGAACAUUCUUUUCGAAAUGUUGGCCCGGUGCAAGUACUCUAGGGUAUAUAUGGUUGUUGAUGCGCUCGAUGAAUGUCAGGAUAACGACAUGGUUGAUUUUCUCAAAUCCAUCGUGCGAAAGGGACUGGAUCAGCCUGGUAAGGUCAAGUGGAUGUUGACAAGCCGACCAUGGGACGGCGCAGAGCGGGUGUUAUUAGCUGGUCAGGACCAGGUGCAAAUCAAUCUGGAUGGGGAACACAAUUCCCAAUCUGUAUCUGGGGCUGUGGAGGCUUAUAUCACUUCCAAAGUGGAGGAGCUUAGUCGCCAGCACAAAUAUGGAGCGACCCUGAAGAGCGAAAUAGAGACUGAGCUUACUGAAAGAUCGGAAGGUACCUUCCUAUGGGUAAGCUUGGUAUGCAAGGCGCUCGAGAGUGUCUCUCGAGAUGACGCUCUGUCCACAGUUCAAAGCUUGCCGCCGGGUCUGCAUCCGCUUUAUGAUCGGGUAUUGAACCAGCUCAAUGAAGGCGAACUGGCUGAAGUACAGAAGUGUAUGCGACUGCUCAAGGCCAUGAUGACGGUAUACCGACCUUUGAAAGUGGAGGAAGUCGCUAGUGUGAUCGGCCUAACCGAUGAAGAGGACACCAUUAGAGCAUUAGUCGAUUGCUGUGCUUCAUUCAUCCGGUUGCGCGAAGACAAAAUCGAGUUUGUUCAUCAGUCAGCGCGAGACUACUUGGCCGCAGGGACUGGGCUGUCUAUACUCGACUCUCAUGGACGCUUUGGACAUGAAGAAAUUGCCCUCGCUUGUCUGACCUAUUUAUCUGAAUAUCUCAAGCCCAACCUUGUCAACCUGCCGCGGCCCGAUGCCACGAGAGACACUUUAGGUUUGGGAAAUGGACCGACAAAUGGCGUACUGUCUCGCGUGGACUAUGCAGCUAUGUUCUGGGUGUCACAUCUAAAGAACACAAGCAACGACAGCGACAAGAGCCAAGUUAGCGUAUUUCUCCACACAAAGUUGUUAGAAUGGCUAGAAUGCCUAAGUCUGUUGGACAGGCUACCAAGGGCCAUUGACGCGUUAAGAGCACUUGAAGAAAUACUGAAAUUGACAAAGGAUGACUGUCAAGCUUUAGCAUUCGUGCAGGAUGCUAUGCGCUUUUUAUUACGACAUUACCACACUUUGUCACACUGGCCACUGCAAAUCUACAGCUCUGCCAUCAUUUUCAGUCCUGAAUCAAGUGUUGUGAAAGGCGAAAACCUUCACAAAGUUCCUGUAUGGCUGGGAAGAGCUCCUCCUAUGGAGGAUAGUUGGACGCCUAUGAUACAGACACUAACAGGUCAUUCAGAGGCUGUCUGGAGAGUCGCUUUCUCACCUGACGGCAAGCAAAUAGCAUCAGGCUCUGACAGUGGUUUGAUUAAGCUCUGGGAUACUACUACAGGUAGCCUCCAGAAGACACUAUCAGGGAGCCACCCGAAAAGGCGAUAUCAAAUACAGCAGGAGCAAGUCAAGGCAAUGGCGUUCUUACCAGAUAGCAAGCUGAUUAUAUCGGGCUAUUAUGAUGGCUCUGUUAUGCUCUGGGAUACCACCACAGGUGACCGUCAAGAGAUAGCCGACCACUUCGGCAUAUCAAAGGUCAAUUAUACCUACUUGCAGCCACCUGAACAGGGCGGGUACGGCCUCCACGCAGGGGCUUUCUCGGCGGAUUGCAAACAGAUUGCAGCAUUCGGUUGGUCGCGUGAUAGUACAUGUAUCAUGCUCUUUGAUACUGCUACAGGGGACCUCCAGAAGAUCCUAAAAGGCCACUCACAUGAAUGCUCAACUAUGGCCUUUUCGUCAGACAGCAGGCAGCUUGUAACAGGCUCUGUAGACUGCACUGUCCGGCUCUGGAACACUACCACAGGUGACCUUGAAAAGACGUUCGUUGGUCACACAGGAACGGUUUUGAGUGUGGCCAUUUCAUCAGAUGGUAGGCAGAUUGUGUCAGGCUCUAUUGAGGCCGUCAAGUUGUGGGAUGCUGCAACAGGGGACCUGCUCAAGACACUGGCAAGCGGUUUUGCCGGGAGUGUGGCCUUUUCACCCGACAGUAGGCAGAUCGCAGCAGGCUUUAAAGAUGGCAAAAUCUUUAUUUGGGAUGCUGCGGGCACUCUUCAGAAGACGCUAGAGCGCCAUCCAGGGGCAAUUAUGUCUAUCGCCUUCUCACCAGACGUCAAGCAGCUUGUUACAUGCUCUACUGAUUCGACAAUCAAGCGUUGGGAUAUUACCAUAGGUGGCGUUCAGGAAGCUGUAGGCCACUCAAAGCAUGUUACAACUAUGGUCCUUUCACCAGACGGCAAGGUGAUUGCGUCAGGCUCUGCUGACAAGACUAUCAAGCUUUGGGAUGCUGCAACGGGCGAUCUCCAGAAAACCCUAACAGGGCAUCUAGACACAGUAGAGAAGGUGGUCUUUUCACUAGACAACAGGCAGAUCGUCUCCUGCUCCUCCGAGGCAGUCAAAAUCUGGGAUGCUGCCACAGGUAAGGUCCAGAACUCAUUUGAGAGCGAUGACGUGUUCACAAUUGUGGCUGUCUCACCUGACGGCAAGCACAUCGCAUCAGGCCAUUGUAACGGCAGGAUUAAGCUCUGGGAUAUGGCCACAGGCAGUCUCCUAAAGACAAUGGCGGGCUACAGAAGCAAAUUUGAUUCCCUGGUGACAACAGAGGUUUUCGAUAUCCAACUCCAAGAAGCGAUCUUCAAUACCCAAAUCACGGGGCUGGUUUUCUCUCCUGAUGCCAAGCUAAUUUUAUCAACGUCCACUGAUAGAGCCAUUAAGCUGUGGGAUGCUGCAACAGGAGACCUCCAGAAGAGACUACCAUGCCAUUCAGACAGCAUCAUUACUGAUGCUUUUUCACGCAGCUCAGGCUAUCCAAACUGGAUCUUUUCAGUGGCCUUUUCAUCAGACGGUCAGCAUAUCGCGGCAGCCUCUGCUGAUAAAACCAUCCGGGUCUGGAGCAUCGAAAAAUCCCUCAAAGCCUCAAAAUAUCUGGGCCGCGCUGUCGGUAGUCAUAUCAAAUCGUCCCGGCCAUGGAAGGAGAUUAAGCCAUCCGCUCAGGUGUAUGACGUGAUAUUUAGCCCAGGCAACCAAUACCUUGCAACAGACAUUGGACCAAUACCACUAGAGAGCACCCCGACAAAAGGAGAAGGGGAGCGGCCAGUGAGGUCGGAUUCGGAUUCGGAUUCGGAUUCAUUGCAGAGCCUGUGCCACCGAGAUCAGUGGUUAUGCUAUGGGGCAAUGCCCUUCCUUCGGCUGUCGCCGGACUUCUAUGUUACUCGUUGGGAUGCGCACGGUGAUCGAGUGGUUGUCGGAUACGACAAUGGUCAAGUCUCAAGCUUUAAUAUCGAUCGACGGAGCUUACAAGCAGACUGGGGAACACUUGAGCUAUGA
Molecule: messenger RNA, 3936 nt
Organism: Aspergillus nidulans FGSC A4
Lineage: Eukaryota; Fungi; Ascomycota; Eurotiomycetes; Eurotiales; Aspergillaceae
Exons: 3
Coding region: 1-3936 (1311 amino acids)
Cellular component (GO): mitochondrial outer membrane
Molecular function (GO): ATP binding; nucleotide binding
Source: RefSeq, a predicted model, not a curated record